Molecule: messenger RNA, 483 nt
Organism: Pelobates cultripes (western spadefoot toad)
Lineage: Eukaryota; Metazoa; Chordata; Amphibia; Anura; Pelobatidae
Source: the annotation of a GenBank genome assembly
AUGGAAUCGGAAAAGAAAGCUGCAUUAGACAAAGACACAUAUAAACGAUUGACGGCAGUUAGAGCGAAACUACAAUCAAGUCUCACGGCUAAAAUUCAAUUCCAAUUUAAGCUCACAAGAAAAUCGUUCAACAAAUGUGGCAAAAUGCUCGCAAGAGCCUUGCGCACCGAACGACAGAAAAGCUUUGUACAAGCAAUCAGCCUCGGGAGUGAGUGCUAUCAGACCCCCAAGACAAUCGUAGAAGCCUUUCGGGCGUAUUACGCAGCACUAUAUCAGUUACCACCCGGCAGAGGACGGACAGACGGAGAAGCCUCAACCUUACAGGAAAGACGCCUGGAAUACGUGACCUGCCACACCAACUCCAAACUGAGCACAGAGGAGGAACCCAUCAGUACAGAGGAUCUGCUCAUGGCGGUGAAGCUGGCCAAAACGGGGAAAAUCCCGGGACUGAACGAGUACACCACUCAAUACUAUCGGAAAUAA